CGCGCGCUGGGGACAGUACGCUCUCCUCAAUGUGCAUGUGUGUCUGUUUCCCAGACCUCCACCAACACAAGACACAAGACUCUCCACCUGUCAUUUCAAAUCAGCCUCCCGUAGGUUUCCCUGAUCAAACCAAAAACAUGGGAAUCACCAUCUGUGUUUAACUGGACCUAAACUGAGAAAUCUAAUCCAAAAAAUCAAAUAAGAUGCUAAAUGACCACUGAGACUCACGAAGAAUAAGGAAUUUAGAAGAGGAGAUGAAUGGAUCAUCCUCCCACACUGCGAGACAUAGCAUGAGUGAAGGUCUAUCUUAUUGUAUUUCCCCCUGUGGCAAACAUUGUCACUAAUAACGAAGUGAGGCACAAUGAGUGGCCAUAUCUGGGCUGCAUUGCUCUUUCUGUGCAUGUGCUUAGAGCUCGGGGGAAGCAGUGCUCAUCUAAAAAGAUGGAAGAGUGAGGAAACAGCAAGGAAAGAAUUUCAGGUAGAGCUUCUAGACGUGGAGGAAAGGCAAAGUGAGAUGUCAUUUACCAACACAGCAGGAACGCCAAGUUUAGCAAAGAAAAAUGAGGAUCAUUUGAUGAUUUCACCAAAAAGAAACAAAGAUGCAAUUGAGUCUGUAUCAGGACUGCAUCAUGCUCAGAUGAAAGAAACUGCAAAAUUGGAAUUUGAAAUCAGAGUGACUCCAGUUUUGUUGUAUGGCACGAGUGUGAACACAGAUUCUACUCCACAUAAUAUGAAUAAUUAUUAUCCCAAAUCCAAAGGUAUCCCUGAAAUCACAAAGAUGACAUUAUUAACUCUUAGCCAGGACCAAGAUCGUUUGAUUCCCACUGAACGAACUCCUGCAGUAGAGGAAACUAAAACUGACAGAUCCACUCUGGAUGGCCCAUUGGAUAUCAGUGUGAACCCUCUGAAGCCUCCACCUGGGUUAAAUAGCGGCGGACAGGAAGUGAAAACUGUAAUGAUGGGAAAUCAGGAAUCAGACAGCAGUGGUGAUUUCCACAGGAUCUUUACUGGACGGGAUGAGAUGCCUUCACAAUCCCGCAGCCGAAGAAGCUGGAUCUGGAACCAGUUUUUUGUGAUAGAGGAAUAUAGUGGACCAGAACCAGUGCUGAUUGGACGGCUUCAUUCGAGUGUGGACAGGGGUGAUGGACGAACCAAAUACAUAUUAAAAGGUGAGGGGGCUGGUUCGGUGUUCGUUAUUGACAGCAGAACAGGGAACAUCCACGUCACCAAACCCCUAGACCGUGAGGAAAAGGACCAAUACCGCCUUAUCGCCACGGCAACAGACCGGCAGACCGGCCGAGCCCUGGAGCCUUCAUCCCAGUUCAUCAUCCGUGUGCAAGACAUCAAUGACAACCCACCGGUGUUCCAGGACGGCCCUUACAGCGCCACCGUGCCUGAGAUGGCCAACAUCGGCACAUCGGUUAUUCAAGUGACAGCCACAGAUGCUGAUGAUCCAACGUAUGGGAGUAGUGCCAAACUCGUGUAUUCAGUGGUUCAAGGCCAGCAGUACUUCACCGUGGACCCACAGUCAGGUAUCUUGCGCACAGCGGUCCCUGAUAUGGACAGAGAAGCUCAGGCGCAGUACCAGGUGGUGCUCCAGGCAAGAGACAUGGGCGGCCAUCAAGGGGGUCUGACAGGGACAACCACUGUCACCGUGCACCUCAGUGAUGUCAACGACAACCCACCUCGCUUCACUCAAAUUAUGUGGUCAUUUUCAGUCUCUGAAUUGGCCGUCCCCGGGGUGGAGAUUGGUCGUCUCUCUGCAACAGAUGCAGACCUGGGUGAAAACGCUCGGAUGGACUUUAUGAUCGUGGACGGAGAGGCAGGGGACACCUUCAACAUAACUGGAUUGAACCAAGAGGCUGUGAUUUUAUUAAACAAGGCUGUGGACUAUGAGAGGCGAAGCACCUACACUCUCGCAGUGGAGGUGCAAAACCCAAACGUGGACUCACGAUUCCUCAGACGAGGUCCGUUUAAGGACCGGGCAAUGGUGCGUAUCACGGUUCUGAAUGCAGAUGAGCCGCCGAAGUUCUCCCGUUCACGGUACCGGCUGGAUGUGUCGGAAAACUGUCCUCCAGCAUGUGUGGUGGGAAGAGUGGCCGCUGUGGACCCGGAUACAGGCCUCAGUAACAACAUCAAGUACUCAAUUGAUCCCGAGUCGGACCCCGAGGCGCUGUUCCGUAUCGCCUCUGACAAUGGCCUCAUCACCACUGCCGUGGAAUUGGAUCGGGAACAGGAGCAAUGGCAUAACAUUACUGUCAUCGCCACACAGAGAGACAGCCCCAACCAAGUCACCAGGGUAGCGGUUGCCAUAGAGACACUGGACAUCAAUGACAAUGCCCCCGAGCUGGACCGACAAUACAACACGGCUGUGUGUGACUCCAGCGCUGUCGGACAGGUGGUGCAGGUGAUUCGAGCGAUGGAUAAAGACCAAAGCAGCCACAACUCUCCCAUCCACUUCAGUAUUCCUGCAGAGUCCAGCAGCUCGCUCAACUUCUCCAUUAGAGAGCGGGGAGACCACACGGCAAGUUUGGUGCUCUUGUCAUCCCUGAAGGCUUUUCCUCGAUUUUCCUCUUUACCUACUCUAAAAAUACCCAUAAUGCUUCGUGACGGUGCGUCAGACCUCAGCAGUACAGGAACGGUUACCGUUACGGUAUGUCCGUGCCAAAACGGGGGCAUGUGGGUAGAAGAACGAAAACAACAAACGGACGAGAAGGAUAAAGCGUCUGUGCCGGACUGGGAGAGACAGGUGGCGUGUUUGCCUUUACCGUCAAACUCCCUGCUGCUGGGCGUCAGCUCGGCCGCUAUGCUGGCCAUCCUGGCCUGUGUGUCGACUCUUCUGGUAGUGGCAGCGCUCUCAUUAUUGUUGCGGAGGCAGAAACGGGACACACAGUCUCCAGUGGAGGAUGAUGAGAUCAGGGAGAACAUCAUCACGUAUGAUGAUGAGGGAGGGGGCGAAGCAGAUACGGUCGCUUUCGAUAUAGCGACCCUGAAGAGUGCCCCCCAAAGCAUGCAAAGAGCACCGCGGCUUCGGGACAGCAAGAAUAUUUAUUCUCAGGAUAACUUGGACAGCAUCAGAACCUUCAGUUGGAGUCAGAGUUUGGGUUUGGACCCGCGCCGUCCCGUCUCUGCACCUCUCUACGGACGAUACUGCUACAGUAUCCAGACACUUCCAGCUUCGAGAAACAGACUCGGCCCGUUCAGCUCCAGGCUGGACCUCGCCAAACUGGCCUACGUUCUUCCUGGCAGCCAAGGCCAGGUUGGCGGCCCUUUAGAAUCCGGUUCAGUAUUUAUCGGCAAGAACAGGGAUGGAUUAGAACAGAAAAGAGCAGACGGAUCCACCAGCAGCAUUCCAAAAGAGAGUGAGACAGGAAGUGAGGUCAUCUCUGAGAGCCACACGCUCAGCCAGGAUCAGUCUGUGCAUUCGGAUCAGGUUCUGUUCGUGAAGGACUCCAGUCAGAGCGGUUCCUGCUCAGAGGCCUCCAGCACUUCUGUGAGCCAUAAACCGGAGCCAUCCCCUCACUGCUUGACCACACGUGCCUCCAUUUCCACCAUCACCACAGAUGACUCCGUCCCCGCUUCGGCUUUGGAUAAGAAUGGGGACAUUGCGCUCAUCAGCACCAGUCAGAGCACAUCUAGCCUGGGUACGACGGAGAUGCCGUUCAGAACGAUGGAAGGUACAUUGCUAAGAGGCGGCAGAGGGAUACCUUUGACUGGGACGACACUUCUUUACCCAGAAGCUGCCGGACUAAUGGGCUUGUAUGGAGUGGGUGGGCAGAAUUAUGUGCCACACCUAGUGAGGCCCCUUCCAGGAGGGGCGGGGCUGGGUGAAAGGGGGUUGGGCUUGGGGAAUGGGAAAGUUGGCCAUGCGAACUCAGAAAAGGCAGGUGCAGAUUCGUUGACAAACCGUAUGGGCGAUUUCCUGCAACACCGUCUAGCCCUGGUGACCUUUGACCCCAUGCAGCCACCAUACGACUCGCUGCAGACGUACGGAUUGGAGGGGGACGGCUCCCAGGCCACGUCUCUCAGCUCGCUCGAAAGCGAGGCUGAAAAAGAUACAGAGGGACAGAAACACAGAUUUGAGGAGUGGGGACCCAAGUUUGACAGGUUGCUUGAUAUUUUCAGGGAACGAGCGAAAGAAAAAGAGGUUAAUGAAAAACAUCAGCGUGAGCAUUUAAAAGAAGAACAUCAGGAGGAGGAAAUGAACAAGACAGAAAACAACAGUGAGUCAGAAAUUCGGAAAAAGGAUGAAAAAACUGAUUUGAACGAGACACGGCGGGCCGAAGAGGAAAACACAGAAGAAUUGGAAGCAAUACACUAAAGAGGAAAUGGAAGUAAAGGGGAAGGAUGUGAUGUCACGCCGUGAGCUUUCAAUAGCAAUAAGUGCUGAAAGGAGCCAAUGAGCACAAUCUGGACAAAUAGAGUUUUAUAUGGACCUGCCAAAAACCAGUACGUCUGUGUUUUAGAGGAACAGAGAGUCUUAUGUAAGUUGCAGCACUCACCUUCAUUUGACGUCCAGCCACACACACAGUGUUAACAUAGUAAAAUACAAACAUCUAAAUCUUUCUCAUAUUUCCAGAUUUCAAUCUCAGAUUUUCAUUGUGAUAACCAGCAUUAACAUACAUUGAUAAUUUUUUGGUGAUGAGAUAAUCCGUUAUUAUGGUCUCAAGAUGUGAAAAAACAGACAUAACUUUCUCACAAUCUAAUCAGCAGUAUCUGAUUAUAUAUCAAAUUAUUUCACCAGUGUAAUUUUUUGUAUUAUUUAUAUAUUUUAAUGUUAAUUUAUAAUUUGAAUUUAAAAUAAUACAUAAAAACAAUAUUUUUAUAUGUUUAUAUUACACUUGAAAGCUUGUCUCUCCCCAAUGACAGCAUUUGAAAUCUUAUUUUCUUCACUUCUGAUUACUAUUAAAAUAAUUUAUUGAGGCAUUAGUGAUUACAAAAUGUAAGAAAUCAUGAAAAAGUAUCUGAAUUAUCUGUCAGUAUUUUUUCAAUUCGGUAAAUGACAGAAAUGUUUCAGUUUGCACAGCCUGUAAUAUGUAAGUGAUGAUUUGAUUUUGCAUUAAAUAUGGCAUAUUAGGUGGGGAAUCCACCACAAAAGGGCCUGUCUUGUUCCACACACGCAUAUUAGCAGCACGUGUCUUAGUCGUCUCUUUCAACGUUUCCCCGUUACACUUCACUUAAUAAUUCAGGUCGCCAUGACAAGCCAAAGCUAUGAAACAUCUCAUUUCUGAAAUAUUGAUUUCAGCCCUACAAGCGCCAUUGUUUGAAAAAUAGGUCUCAUGAAAUAUGUACAGAUGCUGACGAAUUCAUAUUGACGCUUGUGUAUUAAUAAGGCGACUCUCUCGCACAGAUUUUGACAGCGAGGAAACUCAACGGUACGAUAAAAGGCUGUUUUUUUACUAGGUCACUGCAACCACACACACGUCAAUGCAUAAAGAUGAUUUGCGCAUGGCUUAUUUCUAUCCGUUUUUAGACUGGUUUUUCUUUCUUUACUAGUCAGGAUUGCUUAUAGCUUGGUUUAGGCCUCUUGAACUGCUUCACUUCUUUAACCCUUUUAGUUUUUUUGGACCUAUGCAAUUGAAACUUUGAGACCGUGAACUUCUGAACUGAAUGUGAUCCUGUUUCAUAUAGUUUUUUUUUUUUUUUUUUGUCCUGUAUGCUGUUUGCGUUCUCAUGUACAGAUGUAAAUAUCAUUGGAGAUCUAAUAAGCCUUUUGGACCAGAUAGUUUAUGGUAAUCUGAAUCUGUCUAUGUGAAUGUUGAAU
This is a messenger RNA of Carassius auratus (goldfish), 5764 nucleotides long. RefSeq names its product cadherin-11-like. The record is from RefSeq and is a predicted model, not a curated record. Bases 362 to 4321 code for a protein of 1319 amino acids. The transcript has 14 exons. NCBI's taxonomy places the organism in Eukaryota, Metazoa, Chordata, Actinopteri, Cypriniformes, Cyprinidae. Gene Ontology annotation, cellular component: catenin complex; adherens junction; plasma membrane. Gene Ontology annotation, molecular function: cadherin binding; beta-catenin binding; calcium ion binding. Gene Ontology annotation, biological process: cell-cell adhesion mediated by cadherin; cell-cell junction assembly; cell morphogenesis.